AUGUUCCGCGCCCUUUGGCUAGCCUGCCUACUCAUCACUCACUGCACCUUAUCUAUCCCCUCAAGUCACAUCCAUCGUGCUCGGCAAAAUCAGGUCUCCCGAAACCAACCACCUCUCAUUACACCUCCCUCCGUCAACGACAUCAAUGGCAACGGGAGAGGAUCGCGUUUUUUCAACGUUUCUAAUUUCCCGCCUCCUACUAUCAUCGUUCGUCAAAAUACCAACCACCCAAGAGAAUUUCGAACUAUACAGGCCGCUGUUAAUUCGCUGAAGGAUCGAACUGGACCUCAGGUCAUAUAUGUCCACGAAGGACUUUACAGGGAACAAGUCUAUGUAGAUUAUGACCCACCUCUCAUUAUCCGUGCCAAAAAGCCGAAUGAAAAUGGGCAAAAUUAUGUGAGUAUAGUCUUUGCACUUGGUGCCAAAGAGGCCAAGUCGAAUGAAGCCAGUGCGACGUUGAAUGUCUUGAAGGAUGAUUUCGGUCUCUAUUUCAUUAACGUCAUCAACGAAUAUGGCACAGGCACUGACACUCAAGCGCUAGCUCUCAACGCCAAAGGUGACAGACAAGGUUACUACAACUGUACCUUCAGGAGCUUUCAGGAUACUGUGAGAGCUUAUCGAGGUAUACAGCUUUAUAGUGCCUGCGUGAUAAUAGGCGCUGUUGAUUUCAUCUUUGGAAGAGACGUCAAUGCCUGGUUCGAGCAGCUGACCAUCCCGAUUCUUAAAGGCUCAAAAGAACCUAUUACCGCGAGCGGCAGACAUGUCGAUGACAUCUCUGGUUUUUUUGUAUUGAAUAGAGCUAAUGUGUUCAGCGCGGGUGCACUUCCAGGGACGGCUUACCUGGGUCGACCUUGGAGAGCUGGGGCGAAGGCGUUCAAUUUCAAGAGUACGGUAACUUCGGUCCGGGUGCUCAAGGAAAAAGAUUAUAUGACACCCCCUUACGCUCUCCCCAUCUUCCUGAAAACAUCCUUGGACCCGAUUACCUUGACUGGAUUGAUUAUAAUUACCGUCCCAUUAUCCCAAUUAUCCCCAAAAAUAGGUUGGAUAAUAAGAAAAAUUCGGCUGAUUCUCUGUCCACGACCAGUACCUUGGCUAUCAAGAAACCUUCGACUGAUCCAUUCCCUACGACCAGCCCCCUAG
Molecule: messenger RNA, 1140 nt
Organism: Puccinia triticina
Lineage: Eukaryota; Fungi; Basidiomycota; Pucciniomycetes; Pucciniales; Pucciniaceae
Exons: 11
Coding region: 1-1140 (379 amino acids)
Biological process (GO): cell wall modification
Molecular function (GO): pectinesterase activity
Source: RefSeq, a predicted model, not a curated record